AUGAUUACAGGAUUCCUAUUCAAGCCCUCGGCUUCAGAUCUCCACCUCAACUAUGCCUUCUACGACUUCUCAGGCACACUACGCCUGCCCAAGAAGCUGCGGUGUAUGAAGCGGUUCUUCAGCAAGCGUGGACAAGACAAGGCGGCCGCCGUGGACGACGCAAACAACAGCCACAUUCCGCACUUGGUGCGCAAGAAACGGCAGAAGAAGAAGAGGAAGAGCAACGCAACGCGUACCAGCCGGCCCUUCACGCGCGCCUUUGUCCUCGAGGACUUUAGCAACCCGGCUCUCCCGCGCGUGCUACUGCACCCGCCCACGCCCGCCGACAACAAGUUCAAUCUCGAAGACUACUUGUUCGAGCGCUGCGGCUCCGUCUUUGUCCUGCGCGAGCCCCAGUCCCAACCUGAAGUCCACGCCGCCCCGGGCGACUGGUGGCUCGCGGAUUAUCUGCAGGUGCCUCCUGAGUACAGGGAGGUGGCGAUUGACGUGUAUGAGAGCCCUGAAAAAGACGAUGUCGAGAAGGGACUGCUGGAGAAUGAGGAGGUGCAUAGUGUGUAUCUGGAUGAGGACUGCGAGGCGGAUUACCGCGCCUACAUGGAUGGGCUAUAUGAAUUAAUAUGAGCUUGUUCAUACAUACAUACUUGGUUUUGGCGGGUUUGUGGCCGAAACCACUGUUCUUUUCCUUUGUAUAACGAUAUGUGCUGUUUUCGGGGCGAGAUAUCUGGGAUGGCGGGACUUACUUACUCUAUUAAUUUCUUUUGUUCCUUGUGGAAAAUACUGAAUUCUU
This is a messenger RNA of Exserohilum turcica Et28A, 787 nucleotides long. RefSeq lists its product as uncharacterized. The transcript has a single exon. Lineage: Eukaryota; Fungi; Ascomycota; Dothideomycetes; Pleosporales; Pleosporaceae. The coding region runs from base 1 to 621 and encodes 206 amino acids. The record is from RefSeq and is a predicted model, not a curated record.